Molecule: messenger RNA, 2989 nt
Organism: Megalops cyprinoides (Indo-Pacific tarpon)
Lineage: Eukaryota; Metazoa; Chordata; Actinopteri; Elopiformes; Megalopidae
Gene: rsrp1
Product: arginine/serine-rich protein 1
Exons: 6
Coding region: 112-1167 (351 amino acids)
Source: RefSeq, a predicted model, not a curated record
CAGAAGCGUCGUUGCUGUUCACCGAUUCACGUCCUAAGCCAGACUUGUUUUAUUUAUAGAAAGAUUUUUUUUUUGUCUGUCCAACUGAAAUUUGAACUGUAAAUACUAAGAAUGGUGGUACAAAGCCACUCAUUUCAACAGAACUUCGACGAUAUGACUCAAAAUACCGAGAAAAUUUCGUUGACGGCGUCUCCCAACGUCACACAGGAGGGCGCCUCGGCUACGGAGAGCAGAGCUGACACCUUCCCUGCCAAGACAUCGGAGAAACGAAGCGGAGGUGAAGAGAAGAUGAAUGGGACUGAGUCACAAGCCCAAACGGGACAGGCGGCACUGCAGGGGUCAGAUGUGGCAGAGCAUCUGUCACACGUGAGGGAUGCGCCGUCCGCCUCCGACCGGGAGUGCCGGUCCCGUUCCACCUCCACAACGUCCCGCUCCAGCUCCAGAUCCAGCGUUUCCAGCUCCGGCUCCAGCUCCUACUCCAGCGGAAGCAGCCACAGCUCGGGGUCUGCGAGGCGGUCCCGGCGCCGCCGCGGGAGCUCGCGCUCGCGCUCCUACUCCAGCAGCAGCUCCCGGUCCCGAUCUCGGACCCGGUCGCGGUCCCGCUCACGCCCCCGCCCGCGCUGCCACAGGAACGCCACCCACUCCCGCUGCUGCAGGGGACACCACCGUCACGAUGACCGCCAUCGCCGCCGCCGCUCCCCGCCCCGCCGCUACAGAGCCCGCUCCCGCUCCUACAGCCCCUCCUACUCGUCGGUGCGGUCCCACCGCCACCGACGCCCCUUCCCCUCGCGCUCCCGCUCACGUACCCGGUCACGCUCCAGGUCCAGGGGCCGCAGGCUGUACGGGUUUGUGGGCAGGAGCAGGUUCAGGCUGGCCAACAGUCCCCGGAGGAGCAGAUCCCGAAGCCGUUCCCGCUCCAGAUCGCCUGACAGAACCAACAUCCACCUGAGUCUUGAAGAAAAGAGACAGCUUCUGCAGAUUGCGAGAGCCAAUGCGGCCAAAGCCCUGGGAGUGGAGGAUGUGGCGCUGCCUGCGAGUGUGAAGGCAGUGUUGGAGGUCCCGGAGGAGCCCACAUUAGGGGAACUGGUGAGACCAGGUGGAACUGCCCUGAACAGUCUGAAGGAGAAACUUUCUUUCUCAUCCCAAGGCGCACAAUCAAGGAUGUAAUGAGGGAAAUGGUCUGUGAUUUUUAUUUCUCUCUCUAAAGUUGACUAAUUGAGAGACAGUGACUGAUGUCUGAAGCUAUAUAAAAUAGGCACUUGUCUUUUAUUAUAUCAAUGUCGCAUGCUCUACAGUUAGUUAUUUUCUGUUUUUAUUUUUGUGUGCACAAAAAGGUCUUUGCUGCUUAUCUGUGUUAACCUUUGCCCCCAUAACUCUCCAGGAAUACAGUUUAGCUUUAUGUGCUCUGCUUAUUUCUGUUUUUGUAGAUCACAUGACAGUGGUCUUCACCUCAUGGUGCCUUGAGGAGGAGAAUGAGGUGGCAUUCAGUGUGACUUGGGUGACAUCAUGGGUUUGUGGGUUGCGUUGACUGAUGAAUCUGCCCAUUUUCACAAGCGCUCAUGAAAAGCUCAUAUGACAGCAACAUAUAUGAAGUAGUAGUACAAACGUAAACACUGGUACAUUUUCAGAAGAAUCUCAUUGUCACGUAUGGGUGGACUCCGAUCAGUUGCUUUCAGUCGUGUCCUUUGUAGUCAGUCACAUGAUCAAAAAGGCAGAAGGGCUUCACCCACAGUUAACAAUACUAAGAAACUGUAAUGCUAAUAUACUGCACCUAUACAAUGUGAGAGAGUGUGUAAAACGUGUGCUUGCAGACGGUUGAGUUGGGACUGGGGGUUUACGUGUGCGUUGUCAUUUAGCAGAACCUUCCACCAACAAGCAGAAGAUUUGUGUUGAAAGAGGCUGCUUUUUAGUGACUAUGCCAGAUGAAGAGCCCAUCUACGUAUGCCAAAGAUAAGUUUGUGUACAUGUGUCCAGCAGGGUUCUGUCUGGAAAGGGACUUUUAUUCUUCCACCCAGACAGAGCAGGGGCCUUUUAUUUUGAUUCAUUUUUAUUUUUUUUAUCUCAUUUUAUUAUGUUUAUUCUCAUAUCUAGAAUCUCUACAUUCACCUGUUUUUUUUUUCCUGAGAUACCUUUUCUAUGUAAAUGUGUAUAAAACUGUUAGAGAUGUAUUCAUUGGUACACCGAGCUAAAUUUGACUAGAGUUGCCGUGGCAUUGGCCAUCACAAGAUGGAUGCAGUCAACAUGUUGCUGCAGCUAUUUGGUUGUCUUCAGGCUAAGUGGCUUCCUGUCACAUGGCUGUCUGCAUCACAUCUGUGCAGUCUUUACUGUGGGUAGAGAGAGACUUUAGAAGACAGCCCUCAACAUGUCCUCCAGUCCGAUUUUCAUUUUUAACCAAGUCUAUGCAACACGAACCUUGGCCCAUGUCGUGACUGUGGAGUCUAAAUCGGCCUCCUUUCUCUCUCUGUUUUCUCUGUAGCACUACAAACAGACUGAAGCUGAUGAGGACGUUCCUAGCCCCAAGAUGUCCCCUAGGAACAAGAUCACGUUCAGCAUUCAUAACUCCGUGGCUAAGCCAGCGUCCAGCAUGUCUUCGAGCAGUCCGGAAAAGACGGUGACCACCAGAGUGGAAAGUUCCACCGGGCAGCAGCCGUACGGUCGCUGGGUGCCUGUGACCUCGUGGUCGCCCACUUCUAAGCGCUCCCCCACAAAGACACGGUAGCGCUUUAGUGUGGAGGGACUCCGUAUAGUCUGUAAAUACUGUAAAUAUAGUUUGUACAUAUUUUGUAUAGGUGGGGGUAGGGGUGGGGGGGUUUACGUAAUCCUGUUUCAAUGUUAGGUGUUUUCUUUCAGAUGUAAAGUGAAAAGUAGAUGGGAGGAAGACAUCAGGAUUUCGUGCAGGUGGGAGUUACCUUUCUUUUUGUAGGACUAUUGUGAUACAGUGUUGUGUUGUUUUUAGACAUCUGUUUCAUGUAGAGCUUAAAUAAAGAGA